Molecule: messenger RNA, 3215 nt
Organism: Cottoperca gobio
Lineage: Eukaryota; Metazoa; Chordata; Actinopteri; Perciformes; Bovichtidae
Gene: tox4a
Product: TOX high mobility group box family member 4 a
Exons: 9
Coding region: 444-2474 (676 amino acids)
Biological process (GO): regulation of transcription by RNA polymerase II
Cellular component (GO): nucleus
Molecular function (GO): chromatin DNA binding
Source: RefSeq, a predicted model, not a curated record
GGUAAGUGUCGAUACCAUUAUUUCCCACAGCCCGUGAAUCCAACACUAGCUAUUCGGACAUGGUGGUAGCAUCACACCAGUAUAUGAAUGGGGUUGUGUUGGGCCCAUAGACUGUAUAAAAUAGGUUGAGCCUCCUGUAAACUUUGCUCCCUGUGGAGCUAAUACGUAGUAUUUUGGAAACUGUGAUUAUUUGGCUGCUAUAAGCCUUAAAUUACUCCCUUGUCCCAGUUCUGCCUUGGGCUUUGAAGCUAAAGUAGCUUAGCAUCAUCUCUUCGACCGUAACGUUAUGCUAACCGGCAGAGAUUAGCUAGCUAUCAGCUAACGUUAGCAGUUCUAGUGAAUGUCGGGAUAGUCGACCUCAAUGGGUAGGAAACUAAGAAAUCCCACUUUUCAACAAAGUAUACAACGUGUGUGAUAGUUUGUUUGGAGUAAAUCAUCUCAAAAUGGACCUCAAUUUUUACUCUGACCUGUCGGAUGGUUGUGCUCAAAAUGUUGAUUCGGAGUUUUUGGACACCCAAGCAUAUGGCGGAUACUCUGAGGAAAAUAAGUUUCCAGAAGGCGGCGACAGUUAUCUCACCAUCAGUGGCGCGGGACACCCUUUUUUGUCUGCUGAGCAGACAUUCCAUACUCCCAGUCUCGGGGACGAAGUUUUUGAGAUUCCCCCCAUCUCCCUGGAUCCCGACCCGACUCUGAGCAUCAGUGAUGGAGUGUCCCACUAUGAGUUGUCAGACAGCACCGGGGGGCCUUCAGGCCCCCGUAGCCUUGUUAGCAACCUGGUGGUGGCGGCCAAUGACCCUUCCUUCGCUUCCACCUUUGUGAACUCUGGGUCUCAAGGCCUGGAGCAGCUGAACCUUGGGGCAAUGGGCCAGGCUGGAGGGGGAGCCCUGCUCAGCUCUUCUGCUCUGGAACUGGGGAGUUCCAGUGGUUCACAUUUCAGCAGUUCCUCCCCCAUGACCAUUGACGUCCAACUUGGUGACAUCAGUCACAGUCUUUUGGUAAGCAGCCAAUUGAGCACUAUUAACCCAUCGGAGCUGGCACUGGGUCUCGGGGGUGAUAGGAUUGGGCAUCAUACAGAGACACCGGACCAGCCACUCUCAGCAACUCCAUCACCAGCCAGCUCCCUGCAGGAUGAGGACAUGGACGACUUCAAGAGGAGUGUGCUGGUAGACACCCCCAUGUAUCUCUCCUCUUCCCUCUCCCACAUGUCCUCCCACCCAGCUCCUACAUCUGUGUCUCCAGCGACGGCCAGGAGGGGCGGGGGUAAACCAGCCACAAUGGCCUCAGUGGCCGGGGCGAUGGGCGCUAAGAAAUUAAGGAAGAAGAAAGACCCAAAUGAACCACAGAAGCCCGUUUCAGCGUACGCCCUGUUCUUCAGAGACACCCAGGCAGCCAUUAAGGGCCAAAACCCCAACGCCUCUUUUGGGGAGGUGUCAAAGAUUGUGGCCUCCAUGUGGGACAGCCUGGGUGAGGAACAGAAACAGGUGUAUAAGAGAAAGACUGAAGCCGCCAAAAGGGAGUAUUUGAAAGCACUGGCAGCUUAUAAAGCCAACCAGCUCACACAGCCUGCCACUGAGGAGAUGGAGACCGUCCCUUCACCUCCUCCACCAGUGGUUAGUCCGACACCUGCAGCUCUUCCCUUUGCUGGUCAUCAGGCCGUCCGUCAGGCUACCAACAGCCUGGAAGAGAACACCAUCACCAACAUUUGUGCCUCCAACAUCAUCCUGGAUGUCCCGGAGAUGACCACACGUUCCCGCACUGGGGCAAACAAAGCCCCGGCUCCAGCUGCUGCGUCACCCCCGGCCCAGACCAUCACCAAGAUCAUAAUCCCAAAGCACAUGCUGCAGGCGGGUGGCCAGGUGGUGACCAUGUUGCCCGGAGGAGUCCGCACUUUGCAGCCCACACUGCUAUUGUCGGGUGCCUCUCGUCAGCCACCGCCGCUGCAGCAGAUGCAGAGCGCACCGCCCCCGCCGCGGCUCCAACAAAUGGCACCUGCACCACCACCCUUACAGGCCAAGCCGCGAGAGGGAUGCACCACGCAGGGUUUCCCUGUGACCAUCACUGCGACACCUCCGCCUCCACUCCAGAUAAAAAUAGUUCCCGCGUCCUUGCAGGGCAAAGAGACCCUGCCGAUUAUCGUCCCUAAUACAAUGGCUGUGUCGUCUACUGCAACGGCGUCUGCCCAGUCUGCACCCGUCGUGUCGUUGCAGGUGGUGCAUUCUGCAGACACGUCAGGCAGUACAGAUGAUGAUGUAGUUACAGAAGUGCUGCAUUCAGAAGAGGAAGAGAUGGAGGUGAAUGGUUCCAGCGAUGCGGCAACUUUGAGAAGCGUGUGUGUGAGGACGGGCUGUAGAAACGCGGCCGUAGAGAGCAACGACUGGGACAAAGAAUACUGCAGCAACGAAUGUGUGGCCAAUCACUGCAGAAACAUAUUCAAGGCGUGGUGCUCGAUCAGGAAUCAGACCAUGGUGAAAUAGAGAGCUACCGAUCACAUCAACAGAAAACUUGUUUUCCACAAGGAGCCAGUGUUACUAGUCAAAGGACGGAUGCAGAGCUGGUGCUGCGCAGAAAUGUCAGAAAUGCUUUUCACUGUUUUGUCCAGUUGCUGUUCAGGACAAUAAACAAGCAGUAUUGCUACUAAAUUAGGACAGUGAUUCAAUGUUAAUAUUUUUGGCAUACAGACUAUUCUCAUGAAAGGUGAAGACAAUAAUGUAGUGUUGUGUUUCAUUAUGUAUACAGCUUUCAGUCGGGCACCAAAGGACUUCAAGGCAGCUAAAGCAAAGAUCAGCACAAAGAAGUAUCAAAGGUGUUCAAGAGAACGGUUCAGUUUACACUGGCCUACUGUAACAUGUUGAAGUCCAUUUCUCAAAACGCUCUGACAAAGAACAUUUCAACGUUUUUCAGCAGCUAGAGACGUGAUUGUCCGGCUUACUGGUUUGAAAUUCAUGCUCUGAAAUGUUUUGGGCUUUCGUGUCUCUAAGCAAGUGAAACAAUUCCAAUUCUGUCUUUACUACAUACUCAGACUAAAGCUAUGCCUUGCUUUGAGUGGGAAUAUAGUUUGUUCCACCGUGUAUACCUUGUUUUGCUCAGAAUAGUGGCAUUCUAGGUUUAUUAUUGCCUUUUUUUUUAUUUUGUAAAACAUUCUGUUCAGAUCGUUGUUACAAAAUGCUCGACUUUCAUGUUUUCUUAAUAAAUGAGCAGAUUUGCUCAAUCCCGUG